AAUAAUGAAGGGAAUAAAAGAGCAUAGGAAUAAGCAUAGACGCGUCAAUUUGGCUGUCAAAAAUCCCGAGUUUAAAUUUAACUUUAAAGAUAUUGUUAAAUAUAACGUUACGGCUCUGUAUGUAUUUGCCUUUAUGGUACCAAAUAUUACAGGGUUUAUGAGCGGUUUUUUAUUUGGAUUAAGAUUUCUGCUUUUUGUAGUUUGUGUUUAUAUUUGUCAAAUUGCAACUGAAGCUAUCAAUUUGUUUCGUAUAGAAGGAAGCGUAUCUGACAUAGCCUCAGCAUCUUUUCUGUUUUUGACACAUAUGGUGCAAGUGGUCAAAGUCUAUUAUUUGUAUAAAUAUAUUGGAAGAAUAAAAAUACUCAUUAAUUUAAUCAAUUGCAAAGAAUUUCAGCCGAAAUCAAAUUUUCAAAGAGAAACAUUGAAAUCGUACAUUAAAAUGGCCAGAUUUAUUACAUUAAGCUUUUGGGGUGCUUGUGUUUGCACUUGCAGUUUUUGGGCUAUAUAUCCAUUCACAUUAAACGAGUUGCAACUUCCGUUAGCAGGAUGGUUUCCUUUCGAUACUACGAAAACUCCAUAUUUUGAAUGGGCUUACACAUUUCAAAUCAUUUCUACAGCCCUUAAUGGAAUUUCUAAUAUUAGUAUUGAUACUUUGAUGUCAAGUUUAAUAAUGGUGAUAUGUGCACAACUCAACAUCCUCAACGACUCCUUGAGAAAUAUCCGCCCAUUUGCUGAGGCGGAACUGGAUCAGAAGGGGUUCAGGAACGCAACUGAUAGAGAUGAGAUAUCACCGCGAUUACAGUAUACAAUGAACAGAAUAUUAGUAGAAUGUAUUGUUCAUCACAGAUGCAUUCUAAAGUUCUCAACGGAGUUCCAAGCUUUGUUUGCCAACAGCAUAUUGGGCCAAUUUAUUGUCAGUGGUAUUAUUAUAUGCGUCACUUUGUUCGAAAUGGCUAUGACACCGGCAGGAAGCAUUCAAUUCUUUUCGUUGCUACUCUAUCAAAUGUGCAUGCUGCUAGAAGUCUUUCUUUGCUGCUAUUAUGGAAACGAGAUUAUUAUUAAGAGCAACUCCCUGACUGUUUCUGCGUAUCAUUGCGACUGGGUUUAUUCUUCAGAGCAGUUUAAAAAGAAUCUAAUUUUUUUAAUGACCAGGAGCCAGCUUAAGACAAUAAUAUACGUAGGAAAUUUUAUACCGCUUUCCUUGGAUUCUUUUGUCAAAAUACUCAAGUCAUCUUGGUCGUAUUUUGCAUUACUUAUGAGUUUAAACAAAUGAAGGCAUAAACAAUGAAUUCGACGUUAUAGUUAACUUAUUAAUUGUUAUUGUUUAUUUUUAAGUAUUAAGUAG
Messenger RNA from Diabrotica virgifera virgifera (western corn rootworm), 1345 nucleotides. Its product is annotated as odorant receptor Or1-like. Gene Ontology annotation, cellular component: plasma membrane. The transcript is spliced from 8 exons. Gene Ontology annotation, biological process: sensory perception of smell; detection of chemical stimulus involved in sensory perception of smell. NCBI's taxonomy places the organism in Eukaryota, Metazoa, Arthropoda, Insecta, Coleoptera, Chrysomelidae. Bases 5 to 1273 code for a protein of 422 amino acids. The record is from RefSeq and is a predicted model, not a curated record. Gene Ontology annotation, molecular function: odorant binding; olfactory receptor activity.